ACACUGAGUGUGACUGACUGACUGACUGAGUCAGCCAGGAUGUCAUUCUGUGGUUGGUUUUCUGGCGAAAAAUUUCGAGAUCACUUUGAAAAAGGAAUCUACGUUUGUUCCAAUUGUGGAAAUGAGCUUUUUCAUAGUCAGACAAAAUAUGAGCAUUCUUCCCCCUGGCCAGCCUUCACCCAUUUGAUCAGGGAGGACUCUGUUUCUCGAGUCAACGAAAGCCCAACAGCAAUAAAGAUAUCGUGUUCUAAAUGUGGGAAUGGACUUGGGCAUGAGUUUCUUGGAGAUGGCCCAAAGAAAGGAAUGAAUAGAUACUGAAUAUUCAGUGCUUCCCUCAAAUUUCAACCAUUUGAAGGGAAGCAGGGUUAAAGAUGUUCCUUUUACUUUCAAGUCUUCCAGAACAAAGUUUGAUCUGUAGUUCUAUCAAAUCUGCACCAGAAAUGUUUGAUUUUAUGUGAUCAUCAGAAUCUAUGAUGCUUUAAAACAAAGGCUCUUGAGCAGUUUUGGAGCUGAUGUUUUUCAUGAUGUCACAAAGACAAUUUAUUUCCAAUCUUAAAAUUAUUUGUAAUCUAAUGAUAUGAAGUUUUAACAAUUUAAUUGGCACCCUUUUUUAAUACUACAUAUCACAGGUAAUCAUGUUCUGAGUUCACCCAGUAGAUAAAUGAUUAUGUUCACACAUGUGGAACUAAUGAUGGGGUUCCUGAAAAAGUCUAACAAAACAGAUGAGGUUAGGUUUUGAUCAAUAUUUUUAACAGAGAAUUUUUUUUUUUGAGCACCACACAAAUGGUUCAGGAAAUUUGUCAAUAUUAAAUGAAAAGUCAAAAUUUUGUUAAACACCAUUUGAAACUGAUUUGGAAAAUUUUUCUCAUUAACACACUAUGAAGCCUUUGUACACUUAUUUUUUCUCUCUCUCUUGGUUAAUGUGUUUAGCAAAUCAUUAUGUGUUCUUGUAAAGAAUUAAUUCACAAAAAUGGAUACAUGGACUGUCCAAAAUAAACUUGUCAUUGCAAACUAGGCCUGCUUCUACAAAUGCCCGUAAGAGGCGAUGAUGAUUUAAACUGUACUGUUUUCUAUUGACAGCACAUAACUGUUUUUUUUUCAAUUGUUCUGGUUGAUCAUGUUUUGUUGAACCAUCGUGGCCUUUGGGCCAGUCUUCACCCACCAUGGUUUAUUGAAGGUUGAUUCAAUCAACAACAGUAAAUUUAAUUGUCAAUAAUUUAUUACUAAGCACUUUUAUGAUUUUUUUUUUAAAUUUUGUAAUAUUAACAUUUUUUUUUCAAAUUAUUUUUUGUUAUUAUUACUAAAUAUCAGGGAGUGGAAUGAAUACAUAAUAUUGCACAGGUAUUUAUAAGAAUGUUUUUGUAAGGUUGAAUGCAACUCAAUACUGUUGAUAUUAAUUUUAACAUAUCUAGAAUGAUCUUUGUACAAAUAAAUUUCUAAGUUCAGGCU
Molecule: messenger RNA, 1449 nt
Organism: Saccostrea echinata
Lineage: Eukaryota; Metazoa; Mollusca; Bivalvia; Ostreida; Ostreidae
Product: methionine-R-sulfoxide reductase B1-like
Exons: 4
Molecular function (GO): peptide-methionine (R)-S-oxide reductase activity
Source: RefSeq, a predicted model, not a curated record